Messenger RNA from Lolium perenne, 1518 nucleotides. RefSeq names its product remorin 4.1. The record is from RefSeq and is a predicted model, not a curated record. Lineage: Eukaryota; Viridiplantae; Streptophyta; Magnoliopsida; Poales; Poaceae.
CUCAUCACUCACCACCGCACCACACAACACCACAGCGCGCAGCUCGAUCAAUCGCGUCCGGAGCUGAGCUGAGCUGACCAGCACACACUCAAUAGCUACUAAUUAUAAUCGCAGAUGGUUUCAUGUGUGCUAGGUGCUUAGCGCAUUAGCGGCUGAUCGAGGUUGGUACGAUCGGGUGAGGUGCCACAUGUUGAGUGGACAGACGGCGAUUAGUGGUAGCAGCAGCAGCAGCCUCGCCGUCGUCGUCUUCGAGCAGGGGAGCGGGAGCCGGGAGGAGACCAGCUGGGAGCGGCAGCAGCGGGUUAUCGAGGAGGAGGAGCCGGAGUUCAGGGACAUCCACGCGGUGAGCCCGCCGCGGGCGCUGACGUCGUCGUACCGCCGGAGCCGGCCGGGGAGCAGGGACUCGUGGGGGUCCGCGGCGGGAGCAGGAGGGAGCAGGCACACGUCGAUCCGCUCCAUCGGGAGCGACACCGCCCCCAGCGAGCCCUUCCCUACUAUGAGCAGGGAGUUCUCCGCUAUGGUCGCCGCAGCAGCCAGCGUCAACGCCUCUUCCUCCGCCGCCGCAGCAGCAGCAGCUAACGGGAACGAGCAUGUAGCCAACGGCGCCGGGGACGUCGACGGGCUGGGGAGGAUCGGGGAGGAGGAGCUGGAGGAGACGAACCCGCUGGCCAUCGUGCCGGACAACAACCCCAUCCCGUCUCCGCGCCGGGCGACGACGCCGCGCCCGGUGACCGGCGGCGAGGUGGUUGUGGCCGGCGCGGGGCAGGGCGACGAGGUGUCGGUGGGGCAGGUCAAGAAGGAGGAGGUGGAGUGCAAGAUCGCCGCGUGGCAGAUCGCCGAGGUCGCCAAGGUCAACAACCGCUUCAAGCGCGAGGAGGUCGUCAUCAACGGAUGGGAGGGCGACCAGGUCGAGAAGGCCAGCGCAUGGCUCAACAAGUACGAGAGGAAGCUGGAGGAGAAGCGGGCCAAGGCGAUGGAGAAGGCGCAGAACGAGGUGGCCAAGGCCCGGCGGAAGGCGGAGGACAAGCGCGCGUCGGCGGAGGCCAAGAGGGGCACCAAGGUCGCGCGCGUGCUCGAGCUCGCAAACUUCAUGAGGGCCGUCGGGAGGGCUCCCACCAAGCGCUCCUUCUUCUGAACUGCUCUGCUCCUUCUUCUCCAUUAAUCUCCCGCCACUUCGCUUCUUUUUGUUUUUGCUCGCCGUCGUUGGAUCGUUCACCGCUUCACUUCGCCGGACCAGUGCUAUGCUGUGCUGCUCCUGCGACUGCUGCUUGCUGUGUGGAACUCUUGUUUUAGUGCUGUAUCCACAUGUCUGGUGUAUCAUUAUCAUCAUUUUUUUUCUUCCUUUCUUGUGUUUGAUAAGGUGUAUUACAAAGUGAGAAGUCAUAGCAUAAACAUGGGAGAGUGAGCUCUGCCUGCUGAGCGAGUCUUAGGGCAAGAGCUGCCUGUAUUUUGUUUUGUCAUCAAGGAUUGUGUAUGUCAAUAUGAACAAGAUAAUGCAGUGAAUUGCCGUUCUGUGUA